Boleophthalmus pectinirostris (great blue-spotted mudskipper) is the source of this 2560-nucleotide messenger RNA. RefSeq names its product glomulin, FKBP associated protein a (gene glmna). Gene Ontology annotation, cellular component: cytoplasm. The transcript has 18 exons. The record is from RefSeq and is a predicted model, not a curated record. Bases 358 to 2145 code for a protein of 595 amino acids. Gene Ontology annotation, molecular function: ubiquitin-protein transferase inhibitor activity. Lineage: Eukaryota; Metazoa; Chordata; Actinopteri; Gobiiformes; Gobiidae.
CGGCGUGCUUAUUUCCUUCCAAGAGUCUUAACAUUAAAUUAGUGACGAUUCAAGUCCAGUUCAUGUAUAUUUUUUCAGUUAUAAACAUCUCAAAACAGUGUUCAUCUUUAGCAAAAAAUCUUAGCGUUGUGAGUCUUAAAAAGGUAAAUUUAGCUUAACGGCUAAGCAAAUUGCUAACGCGAUUCAUUCAUUUUGCUUUGUUUACAUCGCGUUUUUAUGGCAAUAAUUUUAACGUUCAAGCUACAAUUGAUACCAGCCUUUAGGUAAUGCAUGUUAACUCUAUGAAGCUGUAUAUAAGAGCAGAUCAUUUAGAAAUACGAGUGUUUUGAUUGUGCAAACGGGACGAAAGUAUUAAAAAUGGCUUUGGAGCAGCUCAGUGAAGUGGUGCAAAGAUGUCAAGACCUCCCCGAAAACUCCUACACCUCUGAGGACUAUGAUGUGUUCAAUGUCGCGGGACGGACCUGUAUCGAGGAGGGCAACAGUCUGCAGCUGCUCAGCAUUGUGCUUGAUGAAAAGAACCAGGAAAUAGUGCGAUGCAUGGGCUGGAACCUGUUACCACCUCUGAUACAGGUUUUACUGAAGAAAGAAGACAAAGAUCUCCCUCACUGUCUGGCUAUUUUCAACCACCUAAUUGAGUUAUGUCAGCCUAAAGAGCUGUUGAUUGGUUUGUUGGAGCAGCUGGAGCACGAUGACCCAGACACCAUCGCAGAGAGCCUCCAUCUGCUGCUUACACCUCUGCAGAAAGUGCUGUUGCGCCUGGGUGUGCGUAAGGCCUCCUCUCUGGGCAUGGCUCUGUCCUCAGUGUUGGAGCAGCUGUGUAAACUGCCUGUGCCCGGGACCGUAGAGCAGGAACAGGACGAUGUGUUCUCCCUUUGCCGAUGCUGCUCUGAGCUCAGUGCUUUCAUUCAGCCCUUUGUGGAGGAGGUCCAGCGGAACCACACCAGGGGGAAAGACAGAGCACAGAAGGUGGGAGACCUGCCCCAGAAAGAGGACGAGCUGAGGGCUGAACUGCUCAAGUUCUGUAUGCAGGUUCUGAGCCGUGUGCUGUUGGGAAUCCAGCUCAGAGAUACAGAUACUUUACCAGAGUCUCCUCUCAGGGACUUUGCCUCCAGCAUUCUGUUGAGUCUGCGUUCCAUCGGAGAGUCCCUCCCCGCUCUGGUUCACCGGCCUCUGCUCAGACACAGGCAGGUCCCGGGGUUUUUAGAAGAGGAGGUGCGAUAUCCCAAAGAGUCUCUGGCCUGUAUCGCUCACCUGCUGUUUGUGCACCACCUGCUGGCCGAUGUGUUUCCUACAGUUUACAGCCCUGUGUACUGUCUGCGGGCCAAUAUGGAACACAUCUGCCUCCUUCUGUCCAGAACUGAAGAGUCCAGAAUACAAAAAGGACUGGAGCUGUAUGAGAAGAGCCUGGUGAGAGUAGAAAACUGUGGCCUCACAGUGGAUCUGCUGGAGAUCAAGAGCUUCCUCUCUGUUCCACAGAACCUGGUAAAAGUCAUGACAAUAUGCCCACAUCAGAAUUUGAGACAUAGAGGUCUGAAGGUUUUUCAGCUAAGCAUAGACAAGUUUAACACAGAGGCCAAAUAUAAGUUCUUCCAGUUAAUGCUGAAGACCAGUAAUCACUCAGGAGUGGAGGGAUACAUCAUCAAGAACAUCAAGGAUCAAAUCGACUCCGCUCUUAAGACAGGGGGCGGUAACCUGUGGUUUGAGGGUCUGCACCUGCUCCCUCUGCUGCGCUCAGUGCUCAUGCUGCCGGAUGGACCAGAGACCGACCUGCUCCAGUACAUGGACAGAAUAAUGGAGUCUCUGAAUCUGCUGCGGUACCUGGUCAUCAGAGACAAAGUCACCGAAAACCAGACUGGGAUCUGGACAGAGCUGUAUAAGAUCGAGGACACGUUCCUGAAGCCGCUCAGAGUCGGCAUCAACAUGUCCAGGGCCCAUUACGAGAGAGAGCUGCUCAUCACCCAAGAGGACAAGAAGACCAAGGCCAAAGAACCGUCCAUUUCUGUGUCAGUCGGAGAUGAGAAGCUGCCGAAUAUGACGACAGACAGACACAUCCAGGCUCUGCACUCAGCUCUGCACACGUUUGACAUGAUCGAGAGCGUCCUGGUGCGGAUCGAAGAACUCAUCGAAGUCAAAGAGAGCACUUAAAGAAGCACUUUGUAACUUUUUGGCUGAGGUUCUGUCACUUGCUUGUCAUUGCUCUGCCUGAAAUAUUCCACCGUAUUGUUUACAUUUACUCAAUUCCAAGUGGUUUUAUAGCUCAAAAACACCUAGAAAAACAGACAUUCUGACUCAGAGCGGGGGUGCAUCUCUACAGAUCUGAUCUGUAACUUGGUCUUGUGACGAUAGAGCUUUAAUACCAUACUGUGAAACAUUCCAGACAAAGCAAUAACAUCUGUAUGGAGAAAACCAUUUGAUGGAACCUCCACCAGAAAGUUACACAAUGCACCUUUAAAUAUUGUCAACAAGAUCAGGUGUUAUAGCUGAUUAUCUGUUUUUUGGUUUUUUUUUCUACAACUGUAAGAUUUUGAAUAUUGGAAUAAAUAAGACCAAGCUAAGUAAA